Trichomonas vaginalis G3 is the source of this 441-nucleotide messenger RNA. RefSeq lists its product as uncharacterized. The record is from RefSeq and is a predicted model, not a curated record. The transcript has a single exon. Lineage: Eukaryota; Parabasalia; Trichomonadida; Trichomonadidae. Bases 1 to 441 code for a protein of 146 amino acids.
AUGAAUUAUGAAGAAAUUUUAAAGCAACAAGUGGAAGCUGAGCGAGAAAAAACGCCAACUGAAGCAAGCAGACCACAUACUCCCGGAAAAAUUCAGAAAAAAGUUCUUGUUCCACUUGAAGAUCCAGAUAACGUCGAAACAGAGGUAAAAUACCCAGUUAAAGAACCACCGCCACGCGUUGCCCAAAUGGCAGAAAUGUCAACACAAUCAACAGAAACAGAAACCACAACAGAAGAAAAACCUACGCAACCCGAGAUUUCAGGAAUACCACAAAAUUACCACAAACCGAAUCAAGCAUACUUAAAAUCAUAUAGAAAAGAAAUGGAAAGUAAAAAAGUAAAGAAAGGUCCAUCUUUGUUUGAAAAAGCAAUGGCACCUCCACCUAAACCUUUGCAAAGGACUCUAUUUACAUAUUUUGAUCUACUAUCCGAAAAAGAGUAA